AAAACAAAUCUUGCACCUUUUUUGACUAUUCAGUAUCUCCAUUAAGUGGAAGGUAGCUCACCUUCUUCGAGUCAGAGAUUUGACCAUUAGCUUUCUUUAUCAAAAUUCUCGAGGAUCUGUGUCUCUUAAUGAGCUUUGGGGUUUAGAAGAAGAAGAUGGAUCUGUCUUCUCAACGACAAUCCCCGAAUGGGUCAACAGGUUUUCGCCUUCAAGCUCCACUGGUGGACUCUGUUUCUUGCUACUGCAGAGUAGAUUCAAGUCUCAAAACCGUUGUAGAAGCAAGAAAGUUCGUUCCUGGCUCAAAGCUCUGUAUCCAACCCAACAUCAACCCCAAUGCUCACCGUCCUAGCAAGAACUCUAACCGAGAGAGGACAAGAAUCCAACCCCCGCUUCUCCCCGGCCUCCCUGACGACCUAGCCGUCGCUUGCCUCAUCCGCGUCCCUCGUGCAGACCAUAGAAAACUCAGACUCGUGUGCAAGAGCUGGCACAGGCUUGCCUCUGGGAACUUCUUCUACUCCGAGAGGAAGUUACUUGGGAGGUCCGAAGAAUGGGUUUACGUUUUCAAAAAGGACCGUGACGGGAAGAUCUCCUGGAACGCGUUUGAUCCCGUCUCUCACCUUCCUCAGCCUCUUACGCCUCUUCCUAGAGAGUAUUCAGAAGCUGUUGGGUUUGGUUGUGCUGUUUUGAGCGGGUGUCGUCUUUACUUGUUUGGAGGUAAGGAUCCGCUUAGAGGAUCAAUGAGGAGGGUCAUCUUCUAUAACGCUAGAACAAACAAGUGGCAUAGGGCACCAGACAUGCUUAGGAAGCGACACUUCUUUGGUUCAUGUGUCGUUAACAAUUGCUUGUAUGUAGCGGGUGGGGAGUGUGAAGGGAUUCAUAGGACGCUGCGGUCAGCUGAGGUUUAUGAUCCGAACAAAAACAGGUGGAGUUUCGUUGCUGAUAUGGGGGCAUCAAUGGUGCCUCUUAUCGGUGUGGUUUAUGAUAACAAGUGGUUUCUCAAGGGUCUUGGGUCUCACCAACAGGUCAUUUGUGAAGCUUAUGACCCUGAAGCUAACUCAUGGAGUUUGGUCAGUGAUGGGAUGGUUACUGGUUGGAUAGACCCGUGUGCUUGUUUUAACGGUCGUCUUUACGGGUUGGAUUGUAGGGAUGGGUGUAAACUCAGGGUGUUUGAUGAGUCCAGGGAUUCAUGGAUCAAGUUUAUGGAUUGUAAAGUUCACUUGGGGAACUCGUGGCCUUUUGAAGCUGCGGCUCUUGUUCCGUUGAACAAUAAGCUUUGUAUAAUCAGGAACAACAUGAGCAUGAGUCUGGUUGAUGUAACGAAUCCAGAUAAGAACAGCACUCGGCUAUGGGAGAACAUUGCGGUGAAAGGAGAGUCCAAGAGCAUUCUAAGUAAUAUAUGGUCGAGUAUAGCAGGAAGAGCUGUGAAAUGCGAUAUCGUGCAUUGCCAAGUGCUUCAAGCCUGACAAAGAAGAGAAGCAACUCUUAUUAACUGACUCAAGAAAUGUUUCAGAUAUUGAGAGAAUCUUCGUCACCAUCAUCAUUGACCAAAUGAAUCUGCAGAGGCUUCAGAACUUAUGUCUGGUCUUAACAGUCAUACAAGAGUAAUAAGAACAGACAUGACCAUCUCUUCUGGUGUUGUGAAUCUUUGUAAGUAUUUAUAGGAAGGUUAUCAAUUUUUAUAAUCUUUAUGUUGACAUUUUAUUUUAUUUUGUGGAUUUGUAAACAUUUAUAUGAUAUAUUAUGUAGUGUAGGAUGA
This is a messenger RNA of Brassica oleracea var. oleracea, 1756 nucleotides long. RefSeq names its product F-box/kelch-repeat protein At1g55270-like. Gene Ontology annotation, molecular function: protein binding. NCBI's taxonomy places the organism in Eukaryota, Viridiplantae, Streptophyta, Magnoliopsida, Brassicales, Brassicaceae. The transcript has 2 exons. Bases 156 to 1463 code for a protein of 435 amino acids. The record is from RefSeq and is a predicted model, not a curated record.